GGGUAUCUGAUCCGCUCACUCCCUAGACUUCUAUGGUCAAAUAGUCGUAGGAAUUUCAAAGAAAGACGAAACCCCACGAUCUAGGAGUUAGGACCCAGUGCAAGUCAUCACCCACUCCUGACUCCACAGCUGCCACCCACCUCCGAUAAUUCCCGAUCACAGCAUAGUCACCCACCGAGGAGAGAGAAAGCAACAAAAAUGCAGGUGCUAAAUGCGGUGGCUUUAGCGCGGUUUGCAUUAAGAAACGCAGAAUUAGGCUCAGAAAUCGAAUUUGGCACAGCAUUAUGGUUCUCCUACGCAGGAAUCUGCGCAUUUCUCGUACUCUUUGCUGGUCUCAUGUCUGGUUUAACUCUUGGUUUGAUGUCUCUUAGUCUUGUUGACUUGGAGAUUCUUAAACGUAGCGGAACUCCUACUGAGCAAAAACAAUCAGCUGCUAUCCUACCUGUCGUUCAAAAGCAGCACCAGCUUCUUGUGACAUUGCUUCUAUGCAAUGCAGCUUCUAUGGAGGCACUUCCUAUAUAUCUGGACAAGCUUUUCAAUCAGUAUAUAGCUAUUAUUCUUUCUGUAACUUUGGUUCUAGCUUUUGGGGAGGUUAUUCCCCAAGCUAUAUGCACUCGAUAUGGUCUUGCUGUUGGUGCAAAUUUUGUGUGGCUUGUACGCAUACUGAUGAUUCUUUGCUAUCCCAUUUCUUAUCCUAUUGGAAAGGUGUUGGACUGUUUACUAGGACAUAAUGAAGCUCUCUUCAGGAGAGCUCAACUGAAAGCACUUGUCUCCAUUCAUGGUCAAGAGGCUGGAAAGGGAGGUGAACUUACACAUGAUGAGACAACAAUUAUCAGUGGUGCAUUAGAUUUGACAGAGAAGACAGCUCAGGAAGCAAUGACGCCUUUUGAGUCAACUUUCUCGUUGGAUGUCGACUCAAAAUUGGAUUGGGAAGCAAUGGGAAAGAUCCUAGCUCGUGGGCAUAGCCGAGUACCUGUUUAUUCUGGGAAUCCGAGAAAUAUCAUUGGACUUCUUUUGGUUAAAACUCUUCUAACAGUACGACCUGAAACGGAGACUCCAGUAAGUGCAGUUUCCAUACGAAAAAUUCCAAGGGUUCCAGCAGACAUGCCUUUGUAUGACAUAUUAAAUGAAUUUCAGAAAGGUCACAGUCAUAUGGCAGCUGUGGUGAAGGCAAAACCGAAGAGCAUUAAUAAUUUAGCUAUUGCUGAUAUUGAAAAAUCUAAUAAUUCAAAAGUUACUGAUGGAAAGUGGGAUUUAGCUACUCCUUUAUUGUCCAAGCUAAUUGACAAUUCUGAGAGUAUUGUAGACAUUGAUAAUAUCUCAAAAGAAAGCAACAUGAAUAAGCCGAGUUCACAGCAGCCUUAUACUAUAGAGGAUAUUGAUGAGGGAGAAGUUAUUGGCAUCAUCACACUUGAAGAUGUAUUUGAAGAGCUUUUGCAGGAGGAGAUUGUAGAUGAAACAGAUGAAUAUGUUGACGUUCAUAAGAGAAUACGUGUUGCUGCAGUUGCAGCCGCUUCUUCAGUUGCACGUGCACCAUCUUAUCGGAGGUUAACUAGCCAAAAGACUUUGCCUCAGAGUCAGGGAGGCCAAAGUAGGCAUGGACAAAGUGCAAAGAAGCUAAGUCAAGAUGCUCCUGCCUCAACAAAAUGAUGCCUUUCUCAAUUGAGCCUGUCCAUGAAAAGAGAUGAACUAAUGGGCUUUGCAUCUUUUAUUUCUGAAUAUACAUAUUCAUUGCAAUUAGAUAUAGAAGUAUGCUAUGGUUGUAAAAUUUUUUGUAUUGUAAUGCUUAUAUGUUUCGAGUAGAAACUGUGUUGGUGGUUGUAGAUGCUAAAUAAGGGGGGCCAUUAUGUUGGCUGAUUGUUGCAAAGGAAAUAAAGUUUGUAGAACUUUUAGAGGCUGCUGAAGAAGAUUUUAGAUGAUAGCAGUUUGUAUUGCGUAAUUUGUAAUUAGAUUAUCCUCUUUUUGAUCUAGAUAUGAACCUCUUUUAUCACAAAUAUGGUUUGAUAUGAGAAACUCCAAGGGCAGAGUCCAGUCCUUCAUCA
Molecule: messenger RNA, 2042 nt
Organism: Beta vulgaris subsp. vulgaris (sugar beet)
Lineage: Eukaryota; Viridiplantae; Streptophyta; Magnoliopsida; Caryophyllales; Amaranthaceae
Product: DUF21 domain-containing protein At4g14240
Exons: 13
Coding region: 199-1650 (483 amino acids)
Biological process (GO): magnesium ion homeostasis
Cellular component (GO): intracellular membrane-bounded organelle
Source: RefSeq, a predicted model, not a curated record